GUGAUACGUACGAUGGACUUUGGUUUUUGAUCAGAUUGAUUUGGUUGUUUCCUUCAUUCAUAUAAUUUCAAAGCCAAAGCGCACAAAUUAUAAUUCUAACGAACACGUUCAACGUGUCUGUCGUGUCCAUACUAUCAACUGUAAUAUAUUUAUUUUAUUCGUUGGCAGAUAACCAAUACAAAGUCCAGUCCAAGUUUAGCUCUUCCACAAAACUUCUGCAAAAUGAACCCGUUAACUCAGAUUGCUCGUGCCAGCCGCCCCAUUUGCAGGACAUUGUCAACCACUGCACCAGUAACAGCAGCCAAAUCUAUUCCUACUACUGGCUUCUGCUUCGAGCUGUCAGAAGAACAGAAAGCCCUGCAAGACUUGGCCCGCAAGUUUACAAAGGAUGAGAUUAUUCCCGUCGCGGCCCAGUACGACAAGUCCGGGGAGUACCCCUGGCCCAUCGUCAAGAAGGCAUGGAGCCUCGGACUCAUGAACGCCCACAUUCCUGAACAUUGCGGGGGUAUGGGAACCCUGGGAGUGUUCGAAGAGGGCAUCAUAGCUGAGGAAUUCGGAUUCGGGUGUACGGGUAUUACGACAGCUCUCGACGGCUCCAACCUGGGACAAGCGCCCGUCAUCCUGGGUGGCAACAAGGAACAACAGAAGAAGUAUCUCGGAAGACUCAUUGAUGAACCUCUGGUUGCUGCGUACUGUGUUACUGAGCCGGUGGCCGGGUCCGAUGUGGCCGGCAUCAAGACCAAAGCCGAGAAGAAGGGUGACGAGUGGAUCCUUAACGGACAGAAGAUGUGGAUUACCAACGGAGGCGUUGCUAACUGGUACUUCGUGUUGGCGCGAACCAACCCCGAUCCCAAGUGCCCCGCCAGCAAAGCCUUCACCGGCUUCAUCGUCGAGAAGGAUUGGCCCGGAGUCACCCCUGGCCGCAAGGAAAUGAACAUGGGCCAACGUGCGUCUGAUACGCGUGGCAUCACGUUCGAGGACGUGAGGAUCCCGAAAGAGAACGUGUUAAUCGGCGAGGGAGCCGGUUUCAAGAUCGCCAUGGGCACCUUCGACAAGACUCGCCCCCCGGUGGCCGCCGGCGCAACGGGUUUGGCUCGCCGCGCGCUGGAUGAAGCGACGAAGUACUCCCUAGAACGGAAGACGUUCGGAGUCCCCAUCGCUAGGCACCAGGCCAUCGCGUUUAUGUUGGCAGACAUGGCAAUUGGCGUCGAGACCGCGCGCCUUGCCUGGCAAAUGGCUGCCUGGCAGGUUGACCAUGGACAAAAGAACACGGUGCUCGCUUCAGUCGCUAAGUGCCACGCGUCGGAGAUUGCCAACAAGGCAGCCACCGAUGCCGUUCAGAUCUUUGGAGGAAACGGCUUCAACACCGAGUACCCCGUCGAGAAACUCAUGAGGGACGCCAAGAUCUACCAGAUCUAUGAAGGCACCUCCCAGAUCCAACGACUCAUUAUCUCCAGGGAACUCCUUACCAAUGCCGCGCAAUCCUGAAUAGUAAACGCAUCCGUUCUACACUAAUGGCCUAUGGCAUGACGAUAUGCCCCCUAUUUAUGGUCAAACAUUUAAUUAUAGGUUAAAAAUAAAUAAGAUCAGCGCGUAGUCUUAGCCUAGAAAGGUUUUUUCUAAUAAAAAAAGCUUAACACUAUUGCUGUAAAUACUGUUCAUUGCAUUUGGGUUUAUGAAGUUUAACAUUUUUGUCAAUCUGCGCCUUACGAUUUUAUAGGGAUAAAUUGAAUAUAAGCAUAUGUCAAUAUCCCAAAGAUUCAUUAAAACCGGUCAAGUGUUCAUUGUGUAGAACUGUUGUUGAAACGAACAAUUCUCAAAUAAUGAGUUUAGCUCUUGAUCCCUUUAGAUUUCAGAAGAGUUUUAUUGUUAUAUCAACGUAAGAAUACUAUGAAAGUUUUGAUGUAUAUGUAUUGUGUAUUCACUAACAUAUAUUUUACAUAAAUAAAUAUGUUUACAAAAAAUAUCUUA
This is a messenger RNA of Pectinophora gossypiella (pink bollworm), 1971 nucleotides long. RefSeq names its product probable medium-chain specific acyl-CoA dehydrogenase, mitochondrial (gene Mcad). Gene Ontology annotation, biological process: fatty acid beta-oxidation; medium-chain fatty acid catabolic process. The coding region runs from base 223 to 1488 and encodes 421 amino acids. The record is from RefSeq and is a predicted model, not a curated record. NCBI's taxonomy places the organism in Eukaryota, Metazoa, Arthropoda, Insecta, Lepidoptera, Gelechiidae. The transcript has 10 exons. Gene Ontology annotation, molecular function: flavin adenine dinucleotide binding; medium-chain fatty acyl-CoA dehydrogenase activity. Gene Ontology annotation, cellular component: mitochondrion.